AUGAUUAAAAUUUCCAACAAUCAGUUAAAGAAGAUGAUCAUCCUACUUUUGCAUAUUUUUUUCUUCACUGAUUCUAUUAGUAGUUUAGAUAUCUUCAAAACUUUAAGAGGAUUAACAAAAAUUCUUGACGAUGAAAUGUAAAUGAGCCCUAUAUUGCCAGCUUAAUGCUCACAUAAAGUUUAUAAUCAUGAAUUUAUAGAAAUAGAUCAUUAGCGAUUAGGUGGUGAUAAUUAUCAUAGAGAGCAAACAAUUAAAAAAGAUAAAAUUCUAAGUUUCAAAGUAUUUGGUAACGUAAAUUAAGAUAUUGCUCUUGUAAGAAGUCAUGUUUGGGUAUUUUACCAGUAAUAAGAAGUACAUUACAAAAAGCAUCUUGUAUUGAAAUAUUUUUACAGAAGAGAUAAUUUCUAUUAUGAAAUGCAAUUUGAAUUACCUAGCUAUUCACUCCCUGGCAGAUAUAUAGCAAGAUUGUAGCUAAAUGGCUUUACGAAUGAUAGAUACUAGUAUGAUGAGUAAUAUUAAUCGAAAGUUACAAAUCUAAAAGAAGAAUAUGGAUAAGAGGUGAAUAAUAAAGAAGAUAGUUAGUAGAAAACUAGUAAUAUUAAAAAAGCUUAGAGUUCAUAAAUAGCAGAUAGGAGGCCCAGAGAUAUGGAAUAUUUAACUUAUUAUGAUCCUGACUUGCUAGGAUGCUUUGAAUUUCAUUUUGAUUUAUUUUGA
Molecule: messenger RNA, 714 nt
Organism: Stylonychia lemnae
Lineage: Eukaryota; Ciliophora; Spirotrichea; Sporadotrichida; Oxytrichidae
Source: the annotation of a GenBank genome assembly